Molecule: messenger RNA, 1251 nt
Organism: Exophiala bonariae
Lineage: Eukaryota; Fungi; Ascomycota; Eurotiomycetes; Chaetothyriales; Herpotrichiellaceae
Exons: 2
Coding region: 1-1251 (416 amino acids)
Molecular function (GO): 2 iron, 2 sulfur cluster binding; iron ion binding
Source: RefSeq, a predicted model, not a curated record
AUGCUGUCAACGCUUACCCAGUAUCUCGGGCCAAAGACCCUCGAGUUGAGAGGAACACUAGAUGUUGAGAAGCCGGAGAAGCCGACACCAAUGCCAUCGUCGUGGUACUGCUCACCCGAGAUGUACCAACUGGAACGCCGGUCCAUCUUCUCGAAGAGGUGGCUCCUGAUUACUCAUAAACUGAGGUUCACAAAACCCGGAGAUUUCCUACGUUUCGAACAAGCCGGCUAUCCCUUUGUGCUCUGUCUCGAUAAGGACGGCAAGCUGAAUGGGUUCCACAAUAUCUGCCGUCAUCGCGCAUUUCCAGUGGUGACGGAAGACGAAGGCAAUGCUCGAAUCUUCUCCUGCAAGUACCAUGGGUGGUCCUACGGCCUGAGCGGAAAAUUAGCCAAAGCACCUCGCUUCCACACCGUUCCAGGAUUCGAGAAGGAGAAGCAAAGCCUGUUCCCGAUACAUGUGCACAUCGAUGCAUUAGGGUUUGUCUGGGUCAAUCUGGACUCGUCACCCACUCCUGCAGUGGCAUGGGACGAUGAUUUUGAAGGUGUUGAUACUCAAGAUCGAUUCAAGAACUUCGAUUUCUCCCAGUACAAAUUUGAUCAUAUAUGGGGCAUGAAGGGGGCGUUCAACUGGAAAACACUUGCUGAUAACUAUAAUGAGUGUUAUCAUUGCACGGUCGCGCAUCCUGAUGUGGCACGCCUUGCUGACUUGUCGUAUUAUUAUACCGUCAACAAGGCUGGCCACAUACAGCAUUUUUCCAGGCCGCAGCAAGGCAAGGAAGACGAGGAUAUCAAGAACGCAAGCACUUACUACUUCCCCAAUGCCUGUAUGACUGUUUCGCCACAUUUCUUCUACAUGAUGCGAUGCGUACCGACAUCCUCAACCACCGUAUCGUUGGAGUACGAAGUUUACCGACAUAUCGGCUCAUCAGACCACGACUUCGAAUAUAUUGACUCUUUCUUCAAGCGUGUGCUGGGUGAGGACAAAUACUUAUGCGAAUCAACUCAGAGAAAUCUGAACGCUGGGGUAUUUAUUAGUGGAGAGUUCCAUCCCGAAUUGGAGAGUGCACCGUUGUUCUUCCAAAGUCUGGUGAGGCGGUUGGUCACGAAGCAUCGCGAAGAUGAGUCGGUGGAGGGGCGCGAGAUAUGGCCAUCACGUCGUCAGACUUCAGGUUCUGCAGGUGUUGAUAAGGACGCUGCUUUCUGUUCCGGAUUGGCUUGCGAUACCCCAGCGAAGGCUGCUUGUGAAUGGUGA